AUGUCUGCCAGCUACAUGAAAAUGGGAAGUCACUUCAGGUUUCUGAGUCUUUGCCUCUUGGCACUAGUUGCAUCAACCCAUGCUCAACUUCAGUUGGGUUUUUAUGCUAAAAGCUGCCCAAAAGCUGAGCAAAUCAUCUUGAAGUUUGUUCAUGAGCAUAUCCACAAUGCUCCAUCACUGGCAGCCGCAUUAAUCAGAAUGCACUUCCAUGACUGUUUCGUGAGGGGAUGUGAUGGAUCAGUGCUUCUGAACUCAACAACCAAUCAAGCUGAAAAGAAUGCUCCUCCAAAUCUUACAGUAAGAGGCUUUGAUUUCAUUGACAGAAUUAAGAGCCUUGUUGAGGUUGAAUGCCCUGGUGUGGUCUCUUGUGCUGAUAUCCUAACUUUGGCUGCCAGAGACAGUAUUGUAGCCACAGGUGGACCCUUUUGGAAAGUUCCAACAGGUCGAAGGGAUGGGGUCGUCUCUAUCUUGGAGGAAGCCAGAAAUAACAUUCCUGCUCCAUUUAACAAUAUCACCACCCUGCAAACACUCUUUGCCAAUCAAGGACUUGAUUUGAAGGACUUGGUCCUGCUCUCUGGUGCUCACACCAUUGGUGUGGCUCAUUGCUCAUCAUUAUCAAACCGGCUGUUCAACUUUACUGGCAAGGGUGAUCAAGACCCCUCACUAGACAGUGAAUAUGCUGAAAAUCUGAAAACCUUCAAGUGCAAGGACAUCAAUAAGUUGAACAUCACAAAAAUUGAGAUGGACCCUGGAAGCCGCAAGACAUUUGACCUUGACUACUACAGACAAGUGAUUAAGAGAAGGGGUCUAUUUGAGUCAGAUGCUGCAUUGUUGAAUAAUUCAGUUACUAAGGCUCAAAUCAUCGAAUUGCUUCAAGGGUCAGUUGAAAAUUUCUUUGCUGAGUUUGCCAACUCCAUCGAGAAAAUGGGAAGCAUUAAGGUUAAGACAGGGACAGAAGGAGAGAUCAGGAAGCAUUGUGCAUUUGUAAAUAGCUAA
Sphenostylis stenocarpa is the source of this 996-nucleotide messenger RNA. NCBI's taxonomy places the organism in Eukaryota, Viridiplantae, Streptophyta, Magnoliopsida, Fabales, Fabaceae. The record is from the annotation of a GenBank genome assembly.